Messenger RNA from Phascolarctos cinereus (koala), 2297 nucleotides. The record is from RefSeq and is a predicted model, not a curated record. Lineage: Eukaryota; Metazoa; Chordata; Mammalia; Diprotodontia; Phascolarctidae.
GUCACUUUAACCCCAUUGCCUAGUCAAAAACAAACAAACAAACAAAAGCAGUGGAAUACAUCUUACUGAAGGUGUCCACGUGGAAAUUGAACGACUACUUUUUAGGAAUAUGGAAGAGCUUUUUGAUCAUCUGCCAAUUGGACUAUAUGACCAAAAGACCUAAGCAUCUCUGAUAUUCUUCAGCUCCUGUAUCUACGACUCUGGCUUGAUUUACCGAGCUUUCUCUCAAGAAGAGGCCAAAGAACUUGACGUUCAGCGCCAGGGAUCCCGAGAGGCUGAGGCCUUUGUGAAAGCCUUCCUCAAACGAAGUAUGCCCCACGUAACCGAAACCCAACUCCAUGAGCACCUUCAUCGCAAAGCCAUCGUGCUAGAGUACCGACCCCCAAAAAAGCCCAAGGAAAGCAAAAGAAAAUCGAAAGGCUUCUCUGCAAAGCAGAGGCGAGAGUUGCGCCUCUUUGAAAUCAAACCAGAGCAGCAAAGAUACAGCUUGUUUCUCCCUCUGCAUGAUCUCUGGAAGCAAUAUAUCCGGGACUUGUGCAAUGGUCUCAAGCCAGACACGCAACCACAGAUGAUUCAAGCCAAGUUGUUAAAAGCAGAUCUUCAUGGUGCUGUUAUUACAGCCGUCCACAGAUUGUCAAAGGAACUUCCACAUCCCAUAUCUCAAGCAGAAGUAACCGCUUCUGCCACCAUAGAAGUUACAAAAUCUAAAUGCCCCUCUUAUGUUGGUAUUACGGGAAUUCUUCUUCAAGAAAUGAAGCAUGUCUUCAAAAUUAUUACCAAAGAUGACAAAUUAAAAGUUAUUCCCAAGUUAAACUGUGUGUUUACUAUAGAGAUCGAUGGCUUCAUUUCCUAUAUUUAUGGGAGCAAGUUUCAACUUCGAUCAAGUGAGCGUUCUGCAAAGAAGUUCAAAGCAAAAGGAACAAUUGACCUCUGAACUUGUGACUGCUUAAGAAAAUGUCACUGCAAUUCAGAACAGUGUGAAGGAAGGCGGGAGACCUGCACUGGCAGCUGGCUUAUGUUUGGUGCCUUGCUCUUUAAAAAAAAUAAAAUAACUGCCAGGCCAGUGAGUAGCUCAUUUCCAGCUCAUUUCACCAGUUCAGUUGUUAGUUGUCUUUUCUUUCCAUAUUGUUUAAAGUUCUGUGUGUGGUCUGCCUGCCUCUUUGGUUAAACAGAUGAUUUUCUGAUUGCAUUAUUUUCUAGAGAGAUUUGUUGAGUCGAUUCAAGCCUGUCGCCCCCUGGAGUAGCAGUCUCAGCAGAAAGAAGCUUACAAAAUCACAGGCUCUUAUUUUGCAAAUUAAUAGUUCCAUUGAAUUAAGGAGUUGGGGACCCUGCAUAUUGACCUUUGUGUCAUCUAGUCUUUAUACCUCAGUAGCAGACUAUAAAAUGGGAAAUACAGAAGAUACCAUUCUCCAGUGCCAAGCCUUUGUGGCAUCAUCCAGAGAAAAGCCAGGGCGCUUGGGAGGAUAGAGAGGAUCAUGAGGCUUUCUUUCCCAAACUCCCAUACAUUGUGUGACCCUCCACUUCCCGGAAACUUCAUCCCAGGUGUUCUUUGAAGCUAUUUCAGAAAACUGUAUCUUUGAAUAUAACUUUGAAAUCUGAAUAAGAAAAUGUAUUAUUUGUGUAAUGAACAUAUUAUUUUUAAAAAUAUGCCCCUUUGUACUUUGAUGCUAAAACAUGGAGGUUUUACUUUUUUGUUGACUCUAAUAUCCUAGACCAGUGUUGUCUGUGCUAAAAGCAAGUGAAGCUCUUCAUGGUAUAGGGGGUUGGGGGGAAAGGGAGAGGGGAGGGAGGAGAGAUGAGUGGCUGAAAACCAUUUCAGUCAUUUUAGUGGGAAGUCCUGAAGAGUAUCAGUGUUCUUAAGGGUCUUUCCUUUGACAAACAAGAUGUGUGCCACAGAUCAUCCUUGGCAUCCUCCCCCCUCACUUCCUGAAAUUUCCCUACAGAAACAGGGCUUUUUUAAUGUCCCUUUGUCUUUGAGUCACUCAUUACAAGCACUCCACAUUAAGGAAAAGAGAACAUUACACACAAAGUGGAUGAGUAUUGAUUCAGACCAGAUAACAGGCUUGUCUGGCAUGAGGACAAGAAUGCUGUGAUCCUGGCCUGUCAGAUAGCCCAGAGCUGCCUAUUUUCUGUGUCAUGUGACUUUGGAUGCCAUGACCCCCAUGUAGGUUGAUGGGAAAUGUCUCUCCCUCGUUCUGACAUUCCUGAGCAAUGUUUGGCUGUUUCUGCCAUACCUGAAAGCUAUGAUCAUAACUACCUGCUUUCUUGAUGGGGAAAUAAAUCUCUCUCUUAGUUAA